This is a messenger RNA of Dentiscutata erythropus, 1209 nucleotides long. NCBI's taxonomy places the organism in Eukaryota, Fungi, Glomeromycota, Glomeromycetes, Diversisporales, Gigasporaceae. The record is from the annotation of a GenBank genome assembly.
AUGUUCGCUUUCGGCUUAACUAAAUCCUUCGAACGCUUGCCUACCGGCAGUAGCUGUAUCCCAAAUACUCUGAUUAACGGCUGUGUUGCUCGUUAUAAUACAAAAGUUAAUGAGAAUUUUUUCAACCGGAAACGUGAACUUGUUCAGUUCACAAAUGCAUUCAGUAGCCCUAUGCCGAUGCUUCAUGUCGUUCUAGGUCCUCCUAGUACUGGAAAAACUGCCUUGGUUCGUGAGAUAACGAGAAAAAAGAUAGAGGGUAAAGACCAAUUUAGCCCUCUUUUUAUCAACUGCCGUAAAGGACAUUUCGACACACCAGACAGAGUAUAUGAUUCAAUUUAUUCGCAAUUCAGUCCAUUUUUUGAUAAACAUAAAGAUUUCUUGAAGAGAAUUAUAGGAGGACAAUUCAACAUCGGAGAUGUAGGAUAUCGACUUGGUGAAAGAGGAGCAACUACUUCUAAUGAUGUCACAAGGCUUCUUGAUAAUAUUAGUGCUCAUCUUCCAAAUUGGUCCAUUUGGAAUAGUAACAAUAUACCUCCACCUAUUUUGGUCAUUGAUGAAGCGAAUAUGUUUAGCCAGCUUGCAGAGAAUGAUAAAAAUCUUCUCAAAUCAAUUCUGAACUGGCUGGUGGCAAAUACAAAAGAAGAAAAACGCUUCCACACUGUGCUUACCUCUUCUGAUUCAUUCUUUUUUAACUGGAUUGAAGAAGCCAAAAAAUAUUUUGAAAUGCAUAUUCUUCCUCAAUAUGAAUGCAAAGAACUUGAAGGCAAAUUUGACCAGGUUUGCAAAAUAACAGGAACAUGCAUGAUGAUUAUUGAAAUGUAUGUCAAUGAAUACAAAAAUUCUGAAGGAAAGCUUGCGGAUAGUCAAUUUUCAGUUCGUGAAUCAGAAUAUAAUUGGUUGAAGCAUGGUCUCAGUCCCAAGAUCUUGGCAUUUAAAAACGAUCCUGAUCCGCCACUUUGGGAAGCUAAAGAUUUAAUCAAAACCAUGGAUGCAAUAGUGAAGGCAGAGGAUCAGGGAUACAUCCUAGCAGAUGUCUUAAAUAAAGAAAUUGGUGAAAAGAAAGUCGAAUCACUUAUAAAGUACAAUUAUUUGCACUGUCGGACAACCUCACGAUUUGCUAAUGACAUUGAUGUACCACCAAAAAAAAUAGUUUUAACUGCGAUGAACCAACCAUCAGUAUGUGCAAUGAAAGAUAUCCUAGAAGAAUAG